AUGCCCGUGGUACAUCACAUCCUAUUGUAUGGCUGUGAAGUGCCUGGUAGUGAUGAUGAUGCCUGGGAAUGCGGUGAUAUGACGUCAUUACAAGCCUCCUCCUCACCCCCCUCCGACCAAUACAAACACGCCCCCGUGUGUGGGGAGGGCAGCAAACAGUCCAUCUUGUACGCGUGGGCGAUGGAUGCCCCCAAACUUCAGCUACCCCCUAACGUGGGGAUCCAGCAGCCAAAGAAGGCGGGUGUCUAUCUUUUAACGAGUGUUGAUGGGGAGGUGGGUGUACGAGGGACGACCCACAUGGAGGUGGCCUGCGUCAUGCAGGAAGAUAGGGUCAUCCACCCCUUUGCGUUUCGUCGCGUCCUCAGUGGCUACAGGAUCCGCGACGGAGUUUGGACGGAAAUAGGAAGAAAAGAUCCCAGACUUCCGGAGGUGGUGAUUCCUUAA
Helobdella robusta is the source of this 444-nucleotide messenger RNA. RefSeq lists its product as hypothetical. The record is from RefSeq and is a predicted model, not a curated record. Lineage: Eukaryota; Metazoa; Annelida; Clitellata; Rhynchobdellida; Glossiphoniidae. Gene Ontology annotation, cellular component: extracellular region. Bases 1 to 444 code for a protein of 147 amino acids. Gene Ontology annotation, molecular function: oxidoreductase activity, acting on paired donors, with incorporation or reduction of molecular oxygen, reduced ascorbate as one donor, and incorporation of one atom of oxygen; copper ion binding. The transcript has 4 exons.